Messenger RNA from Bombyx mori (domestic silkworm), 1026 nucleotides. RefSeq lists its product as uncharacterized. The record is from RefSeq and is a predicted model, not a curated record. The transcript has 3 exons. NCBI's taxonomy places the organism in Eukaryota, Metazoa, Arthropoda, Insecta, Lepidoptera, Bombycidae. The coding region runs from base 1 to 1026 and encodes 341 amino acids.
AUGGCGUCGCCUGUCGGGCCAGCGUGCCCGAAUACAGAACUACCCUCAACACACAUCAGGAUACCACCGUUCUGGCCUGAAAAACCCGAAAUAUGGUUUGCGCAAGUGGAAGGACAAUUUGCCAUCAUGCGAGUAACUGACGAGACGGCAAAAUUUUAUCAUAUAUUGGCCAGCCUCGAUCGCCAAUAUGCCGCCGAGGUAGAAGACGUACUCACCGGUCCUCCCUAUUACCAGCGGCUUAAAGAGGAGCUGAUAAAAAGGUUGUCGGCGUCCCGCGGUAACAAGGUGAAGCAGCUAUUGACGCACGAGCAGCUCGGUACACGCAAACCGUCACAAUUCCUGCGUCACCUACAACACCUCGCCGGACCGGAGAUCCCGGAGGACUUCCUGCGGACCAUAUGGACCAGCCGGCUACCAACCACAUUGCAGCCGAUCGUCGCGUCGCAGUCGACGCUUCCAUUAGACGCACUCGCCGAGCUCGCCGACCGUGUCCACGAGAUCGCAGCACCAAUCCACCACGUCGCGGCAGCUGUGACGUCAUCAUCACCAUCAUCAUCUGCGUCAUCACAAAUCAACCGGCUGUCCCAACAAGUAGCGGAGCUGACGCGGCAAGUCAGCGCCCUGACGACGCAGUCACACUACCGCAGGUACCCCAUUUGCUGGUACCACAGCAAACACGGCGCCGAGGCGCGGAAGUGCGUGCUACCCUGCGACUACAAGGCGGGAAACCCGACAAGCAGGCAAGUGAUGGCGACUCGCGACUGCCACAACUCUACGGGUCGCCUCUUCAUCAAGGACCGCAGCAAUAAUAUAGACUUCCUCAUAGACACUGGAAUCAUCGAUUUGGUCAAGGCCUAUAAUCAAAUACCAACAGCGGAGGAGGAUAUCCCGAAGACCGCCAUCACCACGCCAUUUGGUUUGUUUGAAUUUCCUUUCAUGAAUUUUGGACUUAGGAAUGCCGGUCAAACCUUUCAGAGAUUUGUCGAUGAAAUGACGCGUGGCUUUGACUUUUGCACCCGUAUUUAG